GAAGUAGGAGCUCUCUUCGUGUAAGAUCAGGCAGUUGCGCUUGCGCUGCGAGCAGUUGCGAGUUGCGAGGAAAUCGAAAAAAUGGCGACUCGUCUGUUAAAAGUUAGUUCCGCGUUGCGGACUUACAGCAAUAAAUCUAGUGUCAUAAAGACACAAAAGCAAUGGAGGUCUACAGCAUCUUCUCUGAAAGAAAUCCUUCUCAAUCAGCCUAUAACCAAAGUGACAACUCUAGAUUGUGGUAUGAGGAUUGCAAGCGAAGACACUGGUGCACCAACAGCCACAGUAGGGCUAUGGAUUGAUUCUGGCAGUCGUUUUGAAAACGACGAAAACAAUGGCGUGGCUCACUUCAUGGAACAUAUGGCUUUCAAGGGGACUACCAAACGUUCUCAAACUGAUUUAGAAUUAGAAAUUGAGAAUAUGGGUGCUCACUUGAAUGCCUAUACAAGCAGAGAACAGACAGUAUUUUAUGCUAAGUGUUUGUCGCAAGAUGUACCAAAAGCUAUAGAAAUUUUAAGCGAUAUCAUUCAAAAUUCUAAACUUGGCGAAAACGAGAUUGAAAGAGAACGUGGUGUCAUUUUGAGAGAGAUGCAGGAGGUUGAAACAAACCUUCAAGAAGUUGUUUUUGAUCACUUGCACAGUAGUGCUUACCAAGGAACUCCUCUGGGCAGGACAAUUUUAGGACCCACCAAAAAUAUCAAGAGCAUUACAAGAAAAGAUCUUCUAGAUUAUGUAAGGACAUACUAUGGUCCACCAAGAUUCGUUCUAGCAGGAGCCGGUGGUGUAGAACAUAAUGCCCUAGUAGAAUUAGCCGACAAACACUUUGGUAAAAUGACAGGACCGCACUACGAUGAAAUUCCACGUAUAGAUGUACCAUGUCGUUACACUGGCUCUGAAAUUAGAGUUCGCGAUGACAGCAUUCCUCUUGCGCAUAUAGCUAUUGCUGUUGAAGGCGCUGGAUGGGUCGACGCAGACAACAUUCCUCUUAUGGUUGCAAACACUUUAAUGGGAGCGUGGGAUCGCAGCCAAGGAGGUGGCGUAAACAACGCGAAUCACUUGGCUCAAGCUGCAGCAUUUUUAGGAAUGUGCCACAGUUAUCAAAGUUUCAACACAUGCUACAAAGAUACUGGUCUAUGGGGCGUGUAUUAUGUAUGCGAUCCCAUGAAGUGCGAGGACUUCGUUGAAAACAUUCAGUCUGAAUGGAUGAGAUUAUGCGUGUCGGUCACUGAAAAGGAAGUAGAACGCGCGAAAAACAUUCUCAAAACAAACAUGCUUCUUCAAUUAGAUGGUACAACCGCGAUUUGCGAAGACAUCGGUCGACAGAUGCUCUGCUACAACAGACGUAUACCUCUUCACGAACUUGAGGCCAGGAUAAAUAGCGUAACGGCUAAAACUAUUCACGAUGUCGGUAUGAAAUACAUUUACGAUCAGUGUCCGGUAAUUGCAGCUGUUGGCCCAGUCGAGGCUCUGCCUGAUUAUAAUGUAAUACGAUCAUCCAUGUACAGAUUACGAAUGUAAACGAAUUCCUUUAAUAGAACUUAAAACAACUCGCCCACAACGUCAGUUUCAAUAAAAAAUACUCGACAUUAAAUUGAAACUACAACUAUAUAGAUCGUUUUACUUACAUGUGAAUUAUUGUUACAAUUUAUCCCGGAAUAUUUAUUAAGCAACUUGAAAUAUAUCAUGUAAGUUUUUAUGUACAUCGUAACGGUACAUUGUAGUUUCAUUUUAGUAAUUGUUCGACAAUUUGUCUCCUGCCAUACGUGUAUCGUCAGGCUGAAAUAAAACAAUUGAUCUACAAGAA
This is a messenger RNA of Megalopta genalis, 1801 nucleotides long. It is a transcript of the gene UQCR-C1, whose product is annotated as Ubiquinol-cytochrome c reductase core protein 1. The record is from RefSeq and is a predicted model, not a curated record. Gene Ontology annotation, cellular component: mitochondrion. Gene Ontology annotation, molecular function: metal ion binding; metalloendopeptidase activity. Lineage: Eukaryota; Metazoa; Arthropoda; Insecta; Hymenoptera; Halictidae.